This is a messenger RNA of Ochotona curzoniae (black-lipped pika), 2961 nucleotides long. It is a transcript of the gene TMEM248, whose product is annotated as transmembrane protein 248. The record is from RefSeq and is a predicted model, not a curated record. The coding region runs from base 280 to 1224 and encodes 314 amino acids. Lineage: Eukaryota; Metazoa; Chordata; Mammalia; Lagomorpha; Ochotonidae. The transcript has 7 exons.
GGUGGCACUUUUUUUUUUUUUUUUUUGUAACCCGGAAACCGCGGCUGUCGGAUCCCGAGCGGCUCCUGUGUGGCGCCGGAGGGAGCCCGGCUCGCCUCGGGUCGUCGCACCGGCCGCUGCCCUCGGCGCGCCGGGGAGGAUGGUGCCGAGCGGCCCCGGGCCCGCCGCGCGCCGCCGCCAGUGAAGCCAGCGCGGCCGCGGGCGCCUGCAGAGCAGCUGGCCCGCCGGGGCCCGGGGCGCGCCGCUGCCCGCCGGGGCGGGGUGGAGCUGAUCAGAAUAAUGUUCAACAUCCACCCCCUGGAGAACCUGAAGCUGUACAUCAGCAGCCGGCCGCCGCUGGUGGUCUUUAUGAUCAGCGUCAGCGCCAUGGCAAUAGCUUUCCUGACCUUGGGCUAUUUCUUCAAAAUCAAGGAGAUUAAAUCACCAGAAAUGGCAGAGGAUUGGAAUACCUUUCUGCUGCGCUUCAAUGAUUUGGAUUUCUGUGUGUCGGAGAAUGAAACACUGAAGCAUCCCACUAACGACACCACAACUCCAGAAAGCACAAUGACCAGUGGGCAGGCCAGGGUGUCCACCCAGUCCCCUCAGGCCCUGGAGGAUUCGGGCCCAAUAAACAUCUCCGUUGCGAUCACUCUCACCCUGGAUCCACUGAAGCCUUUCGGAGGGUACUCUCGCAACGUCACCCAUCUGUACUCGACCGUUUUGGGGCAUCAGAUUGGACUUUCAGGUAGGGAAGCACAUGAGGAGAUCAAUAUUACGUUCACCCUGCCGGCCGCUUGGAGCGCCGAUGACUGCGCCCUGCAUGGUCACUGCGAGCAGGUGGUGUUCACGGCCUGCAUGACGCUCACCGCCGCCCCCGGAGUGUUCCCUGUUACCGUACAGCCACCGCACUGUGUUCCUGACACGUACAGCAACGCCACACUCUGGUACAAGAUCUUCACGACCGCCAGAGAUGCCAACACUAAAUACGCUCAAGACUACAAUCCUUUCUGGUGUUACAAGGGAGCCAUCGGAAAAGUCUACCAUGCUUUAAAUCCCAAGCUUACAGUUAUGGUUCCAGACGAUGAUCGUUCGUUAAUAAAUUUGCAUCUCAUGCACACCAGUUACUUCCUGUUCGUGAUGGUGAUCACAAUGUUUUGCUAUGCCGUUAUCAAAGGCAGACCAAGCAAAUUGCGUCAGAGCAAUCCUGAAUUUUGUCCUGAGAAGGUGGCUUUGGCUGAAGCCUAAUCCCACAGCUGCCUGUUUCCUGAGAGAGACUGAAAAAGAACCAUCAUCAUUGCCUGCUGAACCCAGCCUGGGCCUGGCCACUCUGUGAAUACAUGAUCUUGCAAUGUUGGGUUACUCCAGCCAAAGACAUUUCAAGUGCCUGUAACUGAUUUGUACAUAUUUAUAAAAACCUACUUGGAAAUUGGUCCAUUGAUGCACGUGCUUUGCACUGGGUACAGCCAGAGCCCUUCCACCUUACUGUGGACCUUGGGGGCUGGGCAGGAUACCUCCACAUAGUGCUAGAGAGGAUGCGGGGGUCUUGCUGCCGGCGGGCAGGUGGUGACCACCAAGGUCUCAGGCGUGUUUCUGGAGGGGCAGGUUCGAGGUUGGCUUUGGUUCAGUAUCAACCCAGUAUAUACAGAAAUGCUUGAGACAGUCUGUACCUUUGAUAUGAUCUUGCAUCUCCAAAGCCACCAAUCCAUUUUGUGGAUUCUCUGUGUAUGUGGCUUUCUCAUAAUAACAGCAGUAAUACCUUUUCUCCAUUUUGCUUGCAAGGAAACAUACCAGUCUCAGUUUGGGGUUACUUUUGGAAGACAUACAAAUAAAAUAGUCACAUUUUAAUAACAUUUUAGUUAGGAAAGAGUUGUGCUUUUAUCCUGAGUAAAAAGUUGAAUAAUUCAAUGCCACCUACAUGCUAAGAAUCUAAGCUUCAUUUUCCACGUGGACAGUGAGAAACCUGGUGUCCAGUUGGCAUGAGAUGUUCUGCUGCCUUUCUGUCCUCCUGUUCCUUCCCGCUGUGAUAAAACUCAAAGCAGCCUUCCCCACUCAAAAGGGGUUAGCAGUUAAGCAAAUAUGAGCUGUUGUUUUCUGACCUAUAAAUGACAGUUUAGUUAGAGUGAAAGAUGAAUUGAUGGAAUAAUCAAGGAGAGGUUUGUUGUUUGUUGUGGCAUUUUCCAAGAGGCAGUGAGGGCUCCCCCGUUUACCAUUGAUUUUUAUGCAAAUAGCAGAUCUUCAGAAGGAAAAUGGCAGCUGGUAGAUCUGUAACAUGAAAAGAAUGCGUAUGAAAUGGGAGAAACUGCAAGUCUGAAUUGCCAUCUAACAGAGAAAACCAAAAAUAUUCUUACAUGAUUAUAAUCAUUUCGUUUCUUUGUCCUGUUUUCCUUCUUCUAAUUCUUUGUUUUUAAAAUUUUCUUCCUUGUCUUACUGUUUUUCUUAAUAACUCUUAGAGCAGGAGGACAGUUAAAAUACUGGAUAGGACUGUCGGCACUUCUUUAAUUCUAGGUCUGUUGCCUGUUCUAAGUUAGAAUUAGUGCCUAAGAUGUGAACCAUAUUGGCCUAGAACAUUUAUCCUAGGUAUUCUUGAAUGGAAAACAGUUGUGGGCUUUGACGAAGAUGUGUAAAAUUGCAUAGUGACUUGAUAUGUUAAUAAUCCUUUUUUUUUUUUUUAGUACAUUUGAAGUGCAGUAAUCAUACUUGUCUAUCCUUUCCUUUUUUUCUUUGUGUGAUACAUAAUGCAUGGCUAACUUGUUCAUUCAGUUUUUCUCCCUUUGGAGACUCUGCGACCCUGAGACCCUUAUGAGACAAGAUUGAAAAAGAGUCCUGAGGCUUGGCCUUUUAGAAAUGUCCCAUUUCAUUAGAAGCAUCAGAUUUUUAGAUUAUGCUGCUAUGAAUGAAUAAAAAUCUCAAUGAAGUGGAAUUACAGGAGUAGAGUUAUAACUGGCAGGAUCAUAAUUAAAGCAAAGAAAGAAGUGGCAAAAA